Messenger RNA from Dunckerocampus dactyliophorus (ringed pipefish), 3406 nucleotides. It is a transcript of the gene msna, whose product is annotated as moesin a. Gene Ontology annotation, molecular function: actin binding; cell adhesion molecule binding. Gene Ontology annotation, biological process: regulation of organelle assembly; regulation of cell shape; positive regulation of protein localization to early endosome. NCBI's taxonomy places the organism in Eukaryota, Metazoa, Chordata, Actinopteri, Syngnathiformes, Syngnathidae. The record is from RefSeq and is a predicted model, not a curated record. Bases 433 to 2172 code for a protein of 579 amino acids. The transcript has 12 exons. Gene Ontology annotation, cellular component: plasma membrane; apical part of cell; adherens junction.
AUCAUUGAUCGGAGAGCUCUAGAAUGGAGUAGAAGUUUGGGGCUGGAGGCUGUGUGCGGCCAUGAUGAUGCGGAGGCAGCAGGCGGAGUCUGCGGGCUGCAAGCUUCUUUCUGUCUGGCUGCUGUCCUGUCAUCGGCCUGGGUGUGGUUUGCGAGUCCGGGUACCGUUAGCAGGAAACCGAGCUUUCGAGCUCAUUUCACUUCGAAGGCGACGCAAAAGAGAAAUAUUUUCUACGAAAGUGUUUUUUCUUGUUUCUUCCAACUAGCAAGCAAAAGGUUGCAGUCGUGUUGGACAGGAAGGCGUUAGAUUGGCGCCGUUGUUCUGAUGGGAAAAAGUUUUCUGCUGGUUUCGCCUACUGCUCGUCUGUUUGAUUAGUUUUUUUGCUGUACUUUUUUCCUUCUUUUAACCUGAAGUGGACCAUUGAACGCGAAGAUGCCCAAAACGAUUAGUGUGCGAGUCACCACGAUGGAUGCAGAACUGGAGUUUGCCAUCCAGCCCACUACAACAGGAAAACAACUGUUUGACCAAGUGGUGAAGACCAUCGGGCUGCGGGAAGUUUGGUACUUUGGACUCCAGUACCAGGAUACAAAGGGUUUAUCUACAUGGCUCAAGCUCAAUAAGAAGGUCACAGCCCAAGAUGUGAGGAAGGAGAGUCCUCUGCUGUUUAAGUUCCGUGCCAAGUUCUUUCCUGAGGAUGUGUCCGAGGAGUUAAUCCAGGAUGCCACCCAGCGGCUGUUCUUCCUGCAGGUGAAGGAGGGAAUCCUCAAUGAUGAUAUCUACUGCCCACCAGAGACGGCGGUCCUCCUGGCCUCCUAUGCAGUGCAAGCCAAAUAUGCGGACUACAACAAGGAAGUCCACACGGCGGGUUAUCUUUCUAAUGAGCAUCUGCUCCCGCAGAGAGUGCUGGACCAGCACAAACUCAGCAAGGACCAGUGGGAGGAGAGGAUUCAAGUGUGGCAUGAAGAACACAAAGGAAUGAUGAGAGAGGAAUCCAUGAUGGAGUACCUGAAGAUUGCCCAAGACCUGGAGAUGUAUGGAGUCAACUACUUCAACAUCAAAAAUAAGAAAGGAACAGAGCUGUGGCUGGGAGUGGAUGCACUGGGACUCAACAUUUACGAACAGAAUGAUAAAAUGACACCAAAAAUUGGAUUCCCUUGGAGCGAAAUCAGGAAUAUUUCCUUCAAUGACAAGAAGUUUGUCAUCAAACCAAUUGACAAAAAAGCACCAGACUUUGUAUUUUACGCUCCGAGGCUGCGCAUCAACAAGCGCAUCCUGUCUCUCUGCAUGGGAAAUCACGAGCUGUACAUGCGCCGCCGCAAACCCGACACCAUUGAAGUACAGCAGAUGAAGGCUCAAGCUCGGGAGGAGAAGAAUCUCAAGAAGAUGGAACGGGCUCUACUGGACAAUGAAAAGAGGAAAAGGGAAGCUGCGGAAAAGGAAAAAGAGAAGAUUGAAAAAGAAAAAGAGGAAUUAAUGGAACGCUUAAGGCAGAUUGAGGAACAGACCAAAAAGGCCCAACAAGAGCUGGAGGAGCAAACACUGAGGGCUCUGGACUUGGAGCAGGAGAGGAAGCGAGCUCAGGAGGAGGCUGAGCGCUUGGAGGCGGAUCUUAAAGGCGCAGAGGAAGCCAAGAUGGCUCUCUUGCAGCAGUCAGAGAACCAGCUGAAGAACCAAGAGCACCUGGCCACCGAGUUAGCGGAGCUGACGUCAAAGAUUUCCCUCCUGGAGGAUUCGAAGAAGAAGAAGGAAGAGGAGGCAGUGCUGUGGCAACAUAAGGCCACCGUGGUGCAGCAAGACUUGGAAAAGACCAAAGAAGAGCUCAAAAACAAAGUGAUGGUGGCUCACGUUCAGGAGCCCCUCAACACCGAGAACGAGCACGAUGAGAACGACGAAAGCAGCGCAGAGGCCAGCGCCGAGUUUACGUCUGCUGCCACGUACAAGGAUCGCAGUGAGGAGGAGCGCAUGACCGAAGCGGAGAAGAAUGAACGUUUGCAGAAACAUCUACUCGCUUUAAGCUCAGAACUGGCCAACGCUCGAGACGAGACCAAGAAGACGGUGAACGACAUCAUCCAUGCGGAGAACAUGCGAGCGGGACGAGACAAGUACAAGACCCUCAGACAGAUCCGGUCAGGGAACACCAAGCAGCGCAUUGAUGAGUUUGAGUGCAUGUGAUGCGGCAGUCAACUGGAUUGCAAGUUGUGCGUCAGUUAAGCUCUAAGCUCUUUGUCUCCUCCCAAGAAAUCAGCUUCCAAACAGCACAAUGUACAAAUAUGGAAAAUUCUAUUUGCUAUUCUUUCUAACUCUGAAUUUAGGCAAGUCACUGGUGAAUAAGGGACAUACGGUAUUUUAUAACACUUUUGUAGGUUAUCAGUGGUGGAUCACAUUUCCUGAAAGUCAAAUUUUGUCAUUUUCAGCUUAGAUUUCUGGCACUUCCUUGUAUUGUCCCUUCAAAAUAAAAGACCUGAAGGCCAGUCUUAACGCUGUGCCUGUUAGAUAGAUGUUUCUGCUGUACACAUACAAUCUGCAUUUUUCUGAUUAUAUUUAUGAUCCCAUGACAAAUUAUUUUUUUUGCUACAUCAGCAGAACAACGUUGAGGACAAUGGUUCUUCUUUCAAAUAGGGGAAAGAGCAAACUUGUGCCAACCCAACAACAUUUUUAGUUUAUUUGUGGUGUUAAUUGGAAAACAAUUUAACUUAGUUUUGAACAUCACACUAUGUUUGAAGCUCUGAGUUUAGUGUUAGGCUUUUAGUUUUUAAUGUAUAAGCUUUUAAUCAAAUAGUUUUGUUAUUACCAAUGGAUGCAUAUUUUCCCAACAAUUCAAACAUCCCACAGUAUGUCUUCUGUAAAGUAGAACAAAAAAAUCUGAGGUGAUCUAAAAUGUCUUUUUGCAUAUAAUAAUUUCCUUUAACAUGCACUGGAACAUCGCAGUUUGCAAUAUUAACCAAAACAACAAUGAGAAGUAUCUCCAAUUCAUGCAUUCUAAAAAAUAUACUGUAUGUAUUUCAUUCAUACCUUUUGUAUUUUUGUGAUUUGGAUUUUUCUGAUGUGAUAAAAUCAUGUACGGUGUCAUUAAAAAAAAACACCGUUGAGAAUAUUUUUGUAUGAUACAAAAUCAGCAAUACUGAAGACAGUGUUGUAAACUAAUGAGGUGGCUGACGUCUGUUCUAGUUGAAGUUGAAGGAACAAGCAACACCCUGUGCACCCUGUGAUUGGACCAAUGAAAACAUACAUUCCACUUCACAACUCCAAUUAAAGUUUCAAUUAAUCUGGCGUGCAAACGAAUAUAAUCCACCACCAAUGUUUGGUGCAAGAAGGGUUUUGCUUGUUCGUAGAAAUUAGAGAUUAGUCUUUGAAAGUUGUAUUUACAUUAUUUUGCAAGGUCAAAAUAAAAGUAUUAUAGCAGUAA